AAUUGUUAUUAAACCGAAAUUAGUAGUAAACAGCUGAAUAUUCAAAAAUCCGGACGAUCAAGAUGAGUUUGUACACAAAAACAUGUGAAGUUUGCGACGAACGCAUCUCCAGAUAUCGCUGUCCCCGCUGUGGCGUACUCACUUGCAGUAUGGCCUGCUGCAAACUCCACAAAAAUGGCAAAAAUUGUUCAGGGAUAAGAGAGAAAACUGCCUAUGUGUCGAUGAACGACUUUACAGAUCUCACUCUUUUAAAUGAUUAUAGAUUUUUGGAGGAUGCUGAAAGAAAAAUUGAUACUGCCAGUAAAGAAAACAAAUUGAAAGGGAACCUCAGAUAUAAGCCUAAAUAUUUUUGUAUACUGCAAAGUCAAGCUCGAAAAAGAGGAACAUCUCUACAAGUACUACCAACUGCAUUCACAAGACACAAGUGCAACAAAUCAUACUACGAUUACAAGAAGGGUAGCAUCGAUUGGACUGUCGAGUGGAGGUUCAACGACGAUGACAUCAAACCUACAACUAGCAAAGUUUCCGAAUCGAAGAUACUUCUCGAGGCUUUUGAGGAAUUUAUCUCCGAAUAUUCAUCGAAGGUUCCCAGUCUGGAAAAUGCUCUGGAGCGCUAUACAGCGGCUUUGAGGGAUGACAAAUUGAAAAUAUUCUUCAAAGUCGAGAGAAUUUCGAAGAAUCAAAAAAACAAACUCCAUGAAGUUGAUCUAAAAAGGAGUCUGAUGGAGAACUUGAAGGACAAAACAAUUCUAGAAUUUCCAACAUUCUUAGUGACUGCAAAAUAAAGGAAUGAAUGAAGGAGUGAAUGAAUGAAGGAAUGAUAAAAUAAAUGGAUGAAUGAUUGACCGACUAGUUGAUUGACUGAUUGAUUGAUUGAUUGGUUGAUUGAUUGACUUGAUUUGAUUGAUUGAUUGAUUGAUUGAUUGAUUGAUUGAUUGAUUGAUUGAUUGAUUGAUUGAUUGAUUGAUUGAUUGAUUGAUUGAUUGAUUGAUUGAUUGAUUGAUUGAUUGAUUGAUUGAUUGAUUGAUUGAUUGAUUGAUUGAUCGAUCGAUCUUUAAAAAACAAAUAAAAACAUUUA
Molecule: messenger RNA, 1078 nt
Organism: Helobdella robusta
Lineage: Eukaryota; Metazoa; Annelida; Clitellata; Rhynchobdellida; Glossiphoniidae
Exons: 8
Coding region: 63-785 (240 amino acids)
Biological process (GO): box C/D snoRNP assembly; snoRNA localization; maturation of LSU-rRNA from tricistronic rRNA transcript (SSU-rRNA, 5.8S rRNA, LSU-rRNA)
Cellular component (GO): nucleus; pre-snoRNP complex
Source: RefSeq, a predicted model, not a curated record